This is a messenger RNA of Drosophila rhopaloa, 2899 nucleotides long. RefSeq names its product DNA ligase 4 (gene DNAlig4). The coding region runs from base 63 to 2822 and encodes 919 amino acids. The transcript has 4 exons. Gene Ontology annotation, biological process: DNA biosynthetic process; double-strand break repair via nonhomologous end joining; nucleotide-excision repair, DNA gap filling. The record is from RefSeq and is a predicted model, not a curated record. Gene Ontology annotation, cellular component: DNA-dependent protein kinase-DNA ligase 4 complex; DNA ligase IV complex. Gene Ontology annotation, molecular function: DNA binding; DNA ligase (ATP) activity; ATP binding. NCBI's taxonomy places the organism in Eukaryota, Metazoa, Arthropoda, Insecta, Diptera, Drosophilidae.
ACAAUAGUCGUCCGUUCAAAAUGAUGAAAUUGUUUGUUGUGGUGUAAUUUAUUAACAACAACAUGAGCGUUGAUACAGAUAUAGCUAGCACGAUUAAGUUCCGGGACAUUUGCGACCUGUUCGAGAAGCUGAAGGCCACCAAGAAGGUGGUCAACAAGGAGGAGGUCCUCAAGAGCUACUACGAGUCCUUCUGUCGGCAUCGCGACUCCUUUCGCCGACAAACCGGAUUAUCCGAUGACCAGACGGAGAACGGAGUCAGUAGCUUCUAUUCGGUACUGCGACUGCUCCUUCCUGGUGCGGAUACGGGAAGAGAUAGCUAUGGACUGCAGAUCACGGCGCUGGGCAGGCUCUACAUAAAGGUGCUCCAACUGCCCGGUGACUCCAGUGAUGCAAUUAUGUUGCAGCACCGCACCGGGAACAUGUAUAGGGAUUACGGCGAUGUCGUCUAUGCCGUCCUCAAGCCAAGGUGCUUUAAUCCGCCCAGCGAUCUGCGGCUGAAGCAUAUCCACGAAAUGCUGGACACCAUUGCCAACGAGGACACAGAGGUUAAGACACAGCAACUCAUCCGAUUUACGGAGCAGGCCUCGCCCGAGGAGCAGAAAUGGCUAAUCCGGCUUUUGUUGAAGAGCCUUGGCUUGGGGAUCGGGGAGCAAAAAAUCUUUGGUGUACUGCACCCCAAGGCACAGGACAUCUAUCAACGCUGCUCCGAUCUGGGACACGUGUGUAAUCUGCUGGCCGACAUGAACACCGACCUGGACGCAAGCACCUCGGACAGCAAACCUGAGGUCAAGUUUGUAAACUUAAAUGCCGUCAUCCGGCCAUUCCACCAGAUACGACCCAUGCUCUGCGAACGAUUCCCGGGUGACAUCCAAGAGUUAAUGCAAUCCGAUGUCCUCUAUCUGGAGACCAAAAUGGAUGGUGAGCGAUUCCAGCUUCACAUCGAUGGGGGACGCUUCAUGUACAUCUCCCGGAAUGGCGUGGAUUACACCCGAAACUUUGGCAACAGCUACGAACGCGGCACGCUAACGCCUAAGCUGAGGGGCCUGCUCCCACUCGGUCUGCAGUCUAUCAUUCUCGACGGCGAGAUGAUGGUGUGGGACACCAAGAGGCUGCGCUUUCGGGAAAAGGGCGAGAACACUGAUGUGAAGAGCCUGAAGCCGGAGGGCAGCUGGCAGCCCUGCUUUGUGAUAUACGAUCUGUUGUACUUUAAUGGCCAGAGCUUGCUGGACCUCACCUACAUCCAGCGGGCAUACAAGUUGCAGAAGCUAGUGGUGGAGCAGCCGGGUGUGUUGCAGUUAAUGCGCGGCCGCAAGAUUGGCUCCGUUGAGGAGUUCAACCAGCUGUUCCAGCAGGCCCUUGAUUCUCAUGCCGAGGGCAUUGUCCUGAAGAAGCAGGGAUCCAGAUAUCAGCCGGGUGUAAGACUAGGCGGUGGCUGGUUUAAGGACAAAGCGGAUUACAUCAAGGGUCUGAUCACCGAGUUCGAUGUGCUGAUCAUUGGCGGUUUCUACAACCGCAAGUGCACCUUCGUGGAAUCCUUUUUGCUGGGCGUUCUACAACCAGCGCCACCUGGCAGCUCCAAUCGACACGAAGUCUUCAGCAUCGGAGUGGUUACCAACAAUACAAAGCAACGUGGAGUGCUGAAUCACACGCUUAAACCGCAUUGGCACAAUGUGGUCAAGGAGCCACCGCCGCUGUGGUUUCACUACAAGGCCAAGGAACGGUCCGGAUGCCCCGACCUGUGGAUCGAGCCACACAACUCGAUUAUUCUGCAGGUGAAGGCUGCUGAUUUGUCGCCCAAUGCUGCAUUUUAUACCCGCAAGUCGCUGCACUUUGCGCGCACUGAAACGAAGCGCGACGAUAAGUCCUGGAAUGAAUGUAUGACGCUCAGAGAGUUCAACGACCUCUGCGAAGGCUCCAUGGGCAUUAAGAAACUAAACAAGCGACAGCUGCGACUGGAAGAUGUCACCACAAAGCGAAAGCUGCAGCGGAUGACGCCCUCAGAGCGUAGCCGCCUGGGACUGGCCGUCUACGAGAAGCGCUGUGAAGUCGACCCCGCCGCGAGCAGCUCCAAGCUCUUAGACGGUCUGAGCUUUUGCAUCCUGAGCGGAUCAGCUGGACGUCAAAACAAGCUCCAGCUGCAGGAGCUGGCCGCCAAAAACGGUGGCUGCAUCGUGGAGAAUCCGCUGCCCAACGAUCCCAAGUGCUUCUGCAUUGCCGGUGACGAGACGUUCCUGGUCAAGCGGCUUAAACUGCAGGAGCCGCGCACCUGCGACAUUGUGCGCAUGGAGUGGUUGCUGAGGGUUUGCCAGAAGCAGGAGCUGGAACUGAGGCCCAAGGAUCUACUAGCGGCGACAGAGCCACUGCGUCAGGAUCUAGCCGAGUGCUUUGACAGGCUAGGCGAUAGCUACAACAAGGAUAUUGCGACGGUCGGCGAUCUGCAGGAAUUGCUGCAGGAAAUUGAAUUGGCCCCAGAAGAUUUGGCUGACUCUAGCACAUCUGAAGUAAAUGCUUUGGAGGAUCAGCUGCUGGAUGGGAAAAAGAGCCUCAACAUGUUCCGCCACUUGCACGCCUAUUUCUACGAUCCGCACGGCGAUGAAUUGGGCAAGGUUCUGUUCCUGCAAAACGGUGGCAAGUUGGCCAAGGAGUCCGAUCCGCAGCUUAAUCUUGGAUUCCUCUGUAUGUCCUCCGACUUGGAUGACAAUCAUUUUAAGCACUGGCUAAAAAACCAUUCCAAGUUGAGUGCCGACAAGGUCCUAAACUCUGCUUGGAUCCACCAAUCGCAUCGGGAGGGGGUCCUUCUCCCAAUGCAAGGUUUCGUUUAAGUCCUUAAAUGUUUAAAACUUUAUAUUUGUUUAUAAAAAAUAAAUUGUUAUCUAAAAAAGAAAAUCAUAAAAGUGGA